Messenger RNA from Trichoderma harzianum CBS 226.95, 639 nucleotides. RefSeq lists its product as hypothetical. The transcript is spliced from 2 exons. The record is from RefSeq and is a predicted model, not a curated record. NCBI's taxonomy places the organism in Eukaryota, Fungi, Ascomycota, Sordariomycetes, Hypocreales, Hypocreaceae. Bases 1 to 639 code for a protein of 212 amino acids.
AUGUCUUCUUUUCGACAAGAAGACUGUCAGUAUGAGACCAUAACCUUGUCAUCUUCAGGAUCUGUGACAUCUCUUACCACGAAUCCGACAAUCUCUCCGGAUGAGACUCUCUGUCCGCAACGGAUCAAGGCCGCCAUUGUCGGAAAAUUCCGAGAAACUGAGCCCAAGGAUGUGGCACUUGCGUAUUAUCGGACUAUGCAGCCUUGGUCCCCUAUCAUUGCAGAGUCAAGGCUAGGCGACCAACUUCCGGCCAAUUGGGAUAAUGCAACACUCGAUUUCACUUUACUGUGUUCAACCAUCAUGCUAGUUUGCACUGCUCCAGAAUCUAGCACCUGGAUGAAUAGCAAUGAUUCUCUACUGAAGGAUCUGUAUCUUUCUACCAAAAGCUGGAUCGCAUUACUCGAGGGCAUCGGAGUCAACUCAACGGAAGUUGUUCAGUCCAGACUAUUCCUUACAACAUUUGAAGUCACACACGGCUUAUAUCCUGCAGCUUACAUAUCAAUAAGUGGGGUGGUUAGAGCAGCAGAGAUUCUUAAGAGAGGUAGAGACUUAGAAACUCGCUCGAGUGAACCCUCUUCAGAGGAGGAACGGGUAGAACUUUGCAUGACGUGGGCAGCAAUUAAGGUUAUGGAUAGGUGA